Molecule: messenger RNA, 1852 nt
Organism: Neurospora tetrasperma FGSC 2508
Lineage: Eukaryota; Fungi; Ascomycota; Sordariomycetes; Sordariales; Sordariaceae
Exons: 3
Coding region: 1-1515 (504 amino acids)
Biological process (GO): proteolysis
Molecular function (GO): aspartic-type endopeptidase activity
Source: RefSeq, a predicted model, not a curated record
AUGAAGGGAUACACAUCAUCUGCCCUUCUUCUGGGCCCUGCGCUGCUCUCUCAACUUGCCCUAGCACAGCAAGCACCAAGCGGCGUUGUCCAUUGGGGCAUCCAGAAAAGGCACGCACCCAACGCACCAAACCGGCUUCUAAGGCGGGCCGGCCCGACGCACCAGGCAAUUCUUCAAAAUGAGCAGGCCCGAGGAGGAUACUUUGCGACAUGCGAGAUGGGGACGCCUGGGCAGAAAGUGACGUUGCAGUUGGAUACAGGCAGUAGCGACGUAUGGGUACCGGAUUCGACUGCAUCAAUUUGCAAUAAGGGCGCGUGUGAUCUGGGAAGUUUCGACCCAAGCAAAUCAGAAACAUACACGGUGGUAGGGCAAGGUGAAUUUGACAUUUCAUAUGUGGACGGCAGUUCGUCCAAGGGGGACUAUUUCACCGAUGUUUUCAAUAUUGGCGGAACAACGGUCACCAACUUGACAAUGGGCUUGGGAGCUCAGACGGAUAUUGCGUAUGGCCUGGUGGGUAUCGGGUAUGCUAUCAAUGAGGCCAUUGUGGGAAAUAGCCAUUCCCUGAGUUCCCAAUACCCCAACCUGCCCGUUGCCAUGGUCGAUGAUGGGUUGAUCAACACUAUCGCGUACAGCCUCUGGCUGAACGAUCUUGAUGCGGAUGAAGGCAGUAUUCUCUUUGGUGGCAUCGACACAAAGAAGUAUAAAGGCGACCUGACGCGAAUCAGAAUCUACCCUAGUAGUAACGGCUACUACUUCUCCUUUAUCGUCGCCUUGACAUCGUUACAAGCAAUUAGUCCUAGCGGUAACGACACGCUUACCUCUCAGGAGUUCCCCAUUCCGGUAGUGCUCGACUCGGGUACGACCCUGUCUUAUCUGCCGCAAGACAUCGUGGAUCAGAUCUGGCAGGAAGUCGGUGCAGAAUACUCUGAUAGGCUUGAGUUGGCUGUCAUUCCCUGCUCGAAGAAGUCUAGUAACGGCUACUUUUCCUUUGGGUUUGCCGGCCCUGACGGCCCUCGCAUCACUGUGCGGAUGGACGAGCUGGUCCUCGAUCUCACUAGUGGAGACCCUCCGAAGUACACGAGCGGGCCGAACAAAGGUCAGGAUGUAUGCGAGUUUGGCAUCCAGAAUUCUACCUCCGCGCCAUACCUCCUUGGCGACACCUUCCUGCGGUCGGCAUAUGUGGUCUACGAUCUGGUCAACAAUGAAAUCGCCUUGGCGGAGACGGACUUCAACUCGACCGAAAGCAACAUUGUGGCGUUUGCCAGCAUGAGCGCAACGAUCCCGUCAGCAACACAGGCGCCAAAUCAAGCGGCGGUCACCAAUAGACCCGUUGCAACUAUGCCAUCAUUUGCGGCGAGUUCAGGAUUCUCGGAUACUGGUGGCUCGGGCAACGAUGGUAAGGACGAGAAUGCAUCGGCAGGCAUGCCAAGUGCAUUUGGUGUCGCUCAGAUGUCUGUGAUGGGUAUUGCCAUGGUGUUUGCCAUGAUUGGUUCUGGCGUAUUCGUCUUGCUAUAGGCUCUGCCAUUGCAUUCGGUUGGAUUUGGAUAUGGCAUUCCUUUUUUUUCUUUUUGAGUUGAAACGCAAAGAACAGGAUGAUGACGAUACCCCGACGGGCGUAGCGUUAGGUGAAAGAGUAUUCGGUUUUGUUUUUGGAUGGAUCCUGAACAUUACUCAUUCAUUACCUAGGACUUGGGUAAUUUGUUUAUCCUAUGGUCGGUACCUACUUUACUUGGACUAGGCAUCAUGAGUUGAAACAGUGAGGGAUGGCAAUUGGGUAUGGUAUUGAGCUACUGUUCUGUUUGGAGUGGUUUGUUUAUAGUGCUGGUAAUGCAUGAUCAGUGUUCAACCUUCA